AUGGCCACCAGUUGCAAAGACCUUCCAGAUGAGUGCUGGGAACUCAUAUUCAAACGACUCCACCACUCUCAUCUCGAAUCCCCAUCUCUCUCCUGCAAGCGAUUCCUCUCCAUCACCAACACCCUUCGAACCCACCUCAAAAUCCUCGAUCCAACCCUCAUCAUCCCUCUCUCCAAACGAUUCCCUCGCCUCGACUCCAUCGACCUCAGCUCCCUUCGCAACGGUCAACUCCUCCACGUCGUCAUCGACAUUGCUACCUCCGGAUUAAACCUCAAAACCCUAGACUUAUCGGAGAGCGACCGCCUCCCUUUGGAGAGUUUGAAGGUUCUGGGAUCCCGUAUGAAGAAUUUGAGAGUUUUGAUGUGUUCGUGUCUUCUCACAUUACGUGACAUGGACUUGGUUGUUAUAGCCGAUUCCAUGCCCUGUUUGGAGGAUCUUGAUAUCUCCGAACCUAUAAAUCGAUUUGAGGCGGCCGUGACGGAUAGCGGGAUCGAGGUGUUAUCGUCGAAACUGAAGGGUUUGAGAAAAAUCGACGUAUCUGGUAACCAUUAUAUCACCGAUAAGUCGCUUUUAGCUCUUUCCACGAAUUGCGUCUACCUGGCAGAAAUUUUUGUUCUCGAUUCUCUUGGUAUCUUUGAUUCGUCGGUUCCAGAUGAAUUUCUCCAAUUCAUUGUUAAAGCUGGUAUUCCUUUAAAGAGGCUCAGUCUUGCUCGGUCCCUACACCAGAGCUUCACUUUCUCUGGAAUUUCGUUGUUUCUCAACAAAUACCGGUCCCUGGAGCGGUUAUGUUUAGCUGGAACAGAUUUCCUCGCUGAUGAGAAUAUUAGUGAUUUAUCUCAAUGUCUCCCCGCUUUAGUCCUGAUAGACCUCGAUCUUUGCAAUAAUCUAACCGAGUCAACCCUUUUCACGCUUGCAAAGAAUUGUACUUUUCUAGAGGAUAUCAGUAUGGACGGAGCGGAUGUUGGAGGAGGAGGAGGAGACAGGGCUAGCGAUAAUGCGAAAAACCCACGAAUCAAGUCUUUGAACUUGGUAAAAAAUUUGAAUCUCACUAAUGAAUGUCUUGCAAAACUUGCUUCGGUAUGCCCCAGCUUAGAGGUGCUUGAUGUUUCUUCUUGUAAAGGUAUUACAGAUAAUGGGAUUGCUGAUUUCUUGAAGCGCGGAUCAAAGAUUAGGAAGUUGUGGAUCAAUAAAUGCAGGGCGAUUAAGAAUAUUGGAAAUGGUUUUGAACUCUCUGAGUUGGUGGUUCUUGGUGCAGCUAGAUCAGGGAUUAAUGAUGAUGGGCUGGUGGUUAUAGGGAAUACAUGUCGUGGGCUACUGAAUUUGAACUUGGACGGUUGCUUAGGAGUGACAACAGUAGGGUUGAAAGAAAUAUUGACAAAUUGCGAAAGAUUGAGAGAGAUAAAUUUGACUGGUUGUCUUAAUGUGAGUACGGAGACAGCUGAUUGGUUGGUGUCUUCAAGGCCAUCACUGCGGAAAAUUAUCCUUCCACAUUCUUCUUUGUCUUCUGGAAGCCAGAGGGAGCUUUUGUUGCGCCAUGGAUGUCUUGUUUUGUCAGAAUAA
Molecule: messenger RNA, 1560 nt
Organism: Rhododendron vialii
Lineage: Eukaryota; Viridiplantae; Streptophyta; Magnoliopsida; Ericales; Ericaceae
Product: F-box/LRR-repeat protein 4-like
Exons: 2
Coding region: 1-1560 (519 amino acids)
Biological process (GO): SCF-dependent proteasomal ubiquitin-dependent protein catabolic process
Cellular component (GO): SCF ubiquitin ligase complex
Molecular function (GO): protein binding
Source: RefSeq, a predicted model, not a curated record